Messenger RNA from Acytostelium subglobosum LB1, 1357 nucleotides. RefSeq lists its product as hypothetical. Gene Ontology annotation, molecular function: iron ion binding; oxidoreductase activity, acting on paired donors, with incorporation or reduction of molecular oxygen; heme binding. The transcript has 3 exons. Lineage: Eukaryota; Evosea; Eumycetozoa; Acytosteliales; Acytosteliaceae. The annotation marks the transcript as partial. The record is from RefSeq and is a predicted model, not a curated record.
UACCAUACUCAUUCAUCAUUGUCACAGAUCAACAAGAAUAGGAGACAAUCAAAUCGUGAUCCAAAGGGCCCUUGGGAGUUCCCAAUCCUUGGAAGUCUGUUGUACUUGACGGACAAGCCUCAUUUGGGUUUGACAGCAAUGUCCAAGAGAUAUGGUGGUGUGUUUAGAUUGUGGAUGGGCGACCUGUACAGCAUCAGUGUUAGUGAUCCAAAGAUUAUUCGUGAGGUCUGGCACAAGAACUUUGAGAGCUUCACAGAUCGUCCAAUCAUCCCCUCCUUCAUCUACUUUAGUGGCAACUUCCUCAACUUGGCUGCAUCAAAGUAUGAGCGAUGGAAGCACAACCGACACAUUGUCGCCAACGCCUUCACCAAGACCAAACUCAAGACAAUCCACAACGUCCUCGAUCGUCAAUGUCUCAACCUCAUCAACAGGAUGUCAGAGUUUGCCAAGUCUGGUCAAAAUUUCACACCAUCCGAUCAUCUGAUGAAGUAUUCAUUGAAUAUUAUUAUGAUGAUAUUGUGUAGUGAGGAGAUGUCUUAUGAUGACGAGGCUGAAGGAAGACUGGCAGAGUUGAUCGAACCGAUUAAUCAGAUGUUUGAUAUGAUUGGCACUGGUCACCCAGCUGACUUUAUCACAAUGUUCCAACCAUUCUACCUCGUAUACCUCAAGUAUGGACCAUCCAAGAUACUGAAACGUCUACACAGUUACAUCUCAGCAGUCUACCACGAGCAUCUAAAGGAUCUUGAUCCAGAGAACCCAAGAGACUUGUUCGAUCAGAUCAUAUUGUAUGAGUAUUAUGGCAAGCAUGAGGAGUCAAUUAUAAGGAUUGCCAUGGACUUUAUUAUCGCUGGAACAGAUACAAGUGGCAACACAAUCAAUUGGUUAAUGUUGUACAUGGUCAACAAUCCAGAGAUACAAGAGAAGGCCUAUGGUGAGCUGUUGGCCACGGUUGGAAAGGACCGCGCUGCCACUGUGAGCGACAGGAUAAACACACCCUAUGUGAUGGCCAUCAUCAAGGAGGUGCUGAGGAUUAAGCCCACGGGUCCACUGGGCCUGCCCAGGAUGUGCACUCAAGACGCCGAGGUCGAAGGAUACUUCAUUCCCAAGGGCACAUUGAUGACGAUGAACAUCUACGCAGUACAUCAUGACGAGGAGUAUUGGGACCAGCCAUCAGAGUUUAGACCAGAGAGAUUCUUGGACAACAAUCAUACAAUGUAUUGGAUACCGUUCAGCGUUGGACCAAGAGAUUGUGUCGGUUCAAACCUGGCAAUGGAUGAAAUCUAUGUUGCCACUGCCAACAUAUUACUCAACUUUAACAUUACAUCUAGUACUGGAAAGACAUUGGAUGAUACAGAGA